CGCCGCCGCGCACGGAGCAGCCUGGUCGCCGCGGUCGCCGCGCCGCCAAACUUUCCCGGGAGCCGGCUCGGGCGCGGGUGAGGAAAUUGGAGGCCCGGCUGUUUACCCACUCUCCACACAGCCCAGCAAGAGGCAGAGCCAGGGAAUGAGACAUAGCCAUAGGCUACUCUUCUGCCAAUGACCCUUCUCAAUUCCUCCUACGUCUUAGAAGAUAAGAUGUGUGAGGGGAACAAGACCACCAUGGCCAGCCCCCAACUGAUGCCCCUGGUGGUGGUUCUGAGCGCCAUCUCCUUGGUCACAGUGGGGCUCAACCUGCUGGUCCUGUAUGCUGUGCGGAGCGAGCGGAAGCUACACACUGUGGGGAACCUGUAUAUUGUCAGCCUCUCGGUGGCAGACCUGAUUGUGGGAGCUGUUGUCAUGCCCAUGAACAUCCUCUACCUCCUCAUGUCCAAGUGGCCCCUGGGCCGGCCUCUCUGCCUCUUUUGGCUUUCCAUGGACUACGUGGCCAGCACAGCAUCCAUUUUCAGUGUUUUCAUCUUGUGCAUUGAUCGCUAUCGCUCAGUCCAGCAGCCCCUCAGAUACCUGAAGUAUCGUACCAAGACCCGAGCGUCAGCCACCAUCUUGGGUGCCUGGUUUCUGUCCUUCCUGUGGGUUAUUCCCAUUUGGGGCUGGUCUCGCUUCGUGUCGCAGACCUUGAGGCGCCAGGAGGACAAGUGCGAGACAGAUUUCUAUGAUGUCACCUGGUUCAAGAUUAUGACCGCCAUCAUCAACUUCUACCUGCCCACCUUGCUCAUGCUGUGGUUCUAUGCCAAGAUCUACAAGGCCGUACGGCAGCACUGUCAGCACCGAGAUCUCAUCAACGGAUCCCUCCCUUCCUUCUCGGAAAUUAAGCUGAGGCCAGAGAAUCCCAAGGUGGGUGCUAAGAAAUCAGGGAAGGAGUCUCCCUGGGCGGUUCUGAAAAGGAAGCCAAAAGAUGCCGGUGGUGGACCUGUCUUGAAGCUACCAUCUGAAGACCCAAAGGAGAUGAAGUCCCCAGGUGACUCCAGCCAAGAGGAGGACGGAGACGUGGACAACCUCCACUGCUUCCCACGUAACAUUGCGCAGAUGCAGACUGAGGCAGAGGGGAGUGGCAGGGGCUACGCAGCCAUCAACCAGAGCCAGAGCCAGCUUGAGAUGGAUGAGCAGGGCCUGAACAUGCGUGGGGCCAAUGAGAUGCCAGAGGAUCAGAUCCUAGGUGAUAGCCCAUCCUUCUCCCAGACAGACUCAGACACCCCCACAGAGCCAGCAUCGGGGAAAGGCAAACCAAGACGUGGGUCCAGCACAGGCCUGGAUUACAUCAAGUUCACUUGGAAGAGGCUCCGCUCACAUUCGAGACAGUAUGUGUCUGGGCUGCACAUGAACCGAGAACGGAAGGCUGCCAGACAAUUGGGUUUUAUCAUGGUGGCCUUCAUCCUUUGCUGGAUUCCCUACUUCAUCUUCUUCAUGGUCAUUGCCUUCUGCAAGAGCUGUUGCAACGAGCACGUGCACAUGUUCACCAUCUGGCUGGGCUACAUUAACUCCACAUUGAACCCCCUCAUCUACCCCUUGUGCAAUGAGAACUUCAAGAAGACGUUCAAGAAAAUUCUGCACAUUCGCUCCUAAGGGAGGCUACAAGGGGAUGCGACAAAGUGACACUUAGGAUGUCCCUGAAGGAAAUAGAGGAUGAAGGCCUGUGAGUUGCCAGGUACCUUGGCUUUCUGGGGUCAAAAGAAUAGUCUUAGGGUCCAGGUAGUUUGGAAAGUUCUUAGGCACCAUUGGAAGAAUAGCAUAUGGCUGUGGUCAGCA
Molecule: messenger RNA, 1824 nt
Organism: Diceros bicornis minor
Lineage: Eukaryota; Metazoa; Chordata; Mammalia; Perissodactyla; Rhinocerotidae
Gene: HRH1
Product: histamine receptor H1
Exons: 3
Coding region: 178-1641 (487 amino acids)
Biological process (GO): G protein-coupled receptor signaling pathway, coupled to cyclic nucleotide second messenger; chemical synaptic transmission; regulation of vascular permeability
Cellular component (GO): membrane; dendrite
Molecular function (GO): G protein-coupled serotonin receptor activity; histamine receptor activity; neurotransmitter receptor activity
Source: RefSeq, a predicted model, not a curated record